This is a messenger RNA of Manis javanica (Malayan pangolin), 1499 nucleotides long. NCBI's taxonomy places the organism in Eukaryota, Metazoa, Chordata, Mammalia, Pholidota, Manidae. The record is from RefSeq and is a predicted model, not a curated record.
GUGCCGACGCGGCGGCCGGCCGCGGCGACAUGGCUUCGGAGCAGGACGUGCGCGCCCGGCUGCAGCGCGCCGGCCAGGAGCACCUCCUGCGCUUCUGCGCCGAGCUGGCGCCGGGGCCGCGCGCCGCGCUGCUGGCGGAGCUGGCGGCCCUGGAGCCCGAGGCGCUGCGCGAGCACUGCCGGCGCGCGGCCGCGGCCUGCGCGCGCCCCCCGGGCCCGGCGCCCGACCUGGCCGCGCGCCUGCGGCCCCUGCCUCCCGAGCGCGUGGGCAGCGCGUACCGGGGCGACGCCGGGAUGCGGCGGCUCUGGGAGUCGGAAGGUUUCCACCAGAUCUCCCGGAACAAGGUGGCUGUGCUGCUGCUUGCUGGUGGGCAGGGCACUCGCCUCGGUGUGACCUACCCCAAGGGCAUGUAUCAGGUGGGGCUGCCCAGCCAGAAGACGCUGUAUCAGCUGCAGGCAGAACGGAUCCGGCGGGUCGAGCAGCUGGCUGGCGAGCGCCACGGAACCCGCUGCGUUGUACCCUGGUACAUCAUGACGAGUGAGUUCACGCUGGGGCCCACCGUCAAGUUCUUCAAGGAGCAGGACUUCUUCUGUCUGGACCCCAACAAUGUGGUCAUGUUUGAGCAGCGUAUGCUGCCUGCAGUGACUUUUGAUGGCAAGGCCAUCCUGGAGCGAAAAGACAAGGUUGCUCUGGCCCCAGAUGGCAAUGGGGGCCUGUACUGCGCGCUGGCAGACCACCAGGUCCUAGAGGACAUGGAGCGCCGAGGGGUGGAGUUUGUGCACGUGUACUGCGUAGACAACAUCUUGGUGCGGUUGGCCGACCCUGUUUUCAUUGGCUUCUGCGUGCUGCAGGGCGCAGACUGUGGGGCCAAGGUGGUGGAAAAGGCAUACCCUGAGGAGCCGGUGGGCGUGGUGUGCCAGGUGGACGGUGUCCCACAGGUGGUGGAGUACAGUGAGAUCAGCCCUGAGACCGCGCAGCUUCGUAGGCCUGAUGGCAGCCUGCUCUACAGCGCAGGCAACAUCUGCAACCAUUUCUUCACUCGGGGCUUCCUCCAGACGGUCACCAGGGAGUUCGAGCCCUUGCUGACGCCACACGUGGCUGUGAAGAAGGUCCCGUACGUGGAUGAGGAGGGGAAUCCGGUAAAGCCGAUAAAACCAAACGGGAUAAAGAUGGAGAAGUUUGUGUUUGAUGUGUUCCAGUUUGCUAAGAACUUUGUGGCCUUUGAAGUGCUGCGGGACGAGGAGUUUUCUCCUCUGAAGAAUGCUGACUCGGCCGACAGGGACACGCCGUCCACGGCCCGGCGCGCCCUGCUAGCUCAGCACUAUCGGUGGGCCCUGCAGGCAGGCGCCCACUUCCUGGAUGCACACGGGGUUCAGCUUCCAGAGAUGCCCAGCCUGCCCAGCAGUGCAGAGCCCCCAGCUGUCUGUGAGAUCUCACCUCUGGUGUCCUACUCUGGAGAGAUGCGCUUCUCUCUGAGGUCGCCUGCACUUUCUAAGUAA